Molecule: messenger RNA, 3184 nt
Organism: Nematostella vectensis (starlet sea anemone)
Lineage: Eukaryota; Metazoa; Cnidaria; Anthozoa; Actiniaria; Edwardsiidae
Product: ras-GEF domain-containing family member 1B
Exons: 27
Coding region: 134-1900 (588 amino acids)
Biological process (GO): positive regulation of GTPase activity; Ras protein signal transduction
Cellular component (GO): plasma membrane
Molecular function (GO): guanyl-nucleotide exchange factor activity
Source: RefSeq, a predicted model, not a curated record
GGUACAAUUAUUUCAUUUGACAGAGUUUUGCAUGUUGGACAAAACAACUUGAGCGCCAUGCAUCUAAGUGAGAAAAACUCGCGUAAUAUCCCCUUAUCAGCACUGAAAUAACGCUGAUCAACAGUUAUUACCAAUGGCUGCAGCCCAAAUGUUUGGGGCAGAGAACCUUGGGCAGGGCCUGUUUGGGGUUCAGCUUGAGGUCACUGCGAAACUCCUUGAAGCUGAGAAGAAAAAGCUCACUCAGCUGCAGUUGUUUCAAUCAGAACUUGAGGAUGGCAAAAAUGCCAGCAUUGAUGGGACAAAAGAGUUGCAACAGCAGAAGUCAACUUAUGCCCGUUUGUCUGCUCAGCAUCAUCGCCUUACCAAGGAGUAUGAAGAAGCUGCCAGGGGUCUUCUUAGAAGGACCUCAAAACAUAGAAAGUCAACCAGAAGUUUGCCUUCUCUCGGCUUUAAGCAGACUGUUAAAGCAAGGCCAACAAUUUUUGGAACUGUUGUUGGUGACCUGCAAAGAACAGAAGAUGACAGGGAAGACAACAUAAAUCAAUCAGAUUUAUCAGCAUUCCAUGGCCCUCGACUCUCCUCUGUCUCCAGUAUGAAUGGGCGUGUGACAUUUGACAAUGGUCACUUGAUGUCUGGAAGCCUCGAUGCACUUAUUGAGAGACUUGUCCCUACUCCUACUUACUACCCAGAUCGCACCUUUAUCUUUGCAUUCCUAUUGUGUUGCCGCCUUUUCAUACCACCGCCAAAUCUCCUAUCCCGAGUUUCGCAGGCUUCAGCUAGUCGGAUGAAAGACUUGUCUAUUGAUAAUACUAAGAAACUUGCAUUCAAUCUUCUCCAACUUUUAAGCGAAUGGGCCGAAACGUUCACGAAUGACUUUCGAGACGAAGUUAUGAUGAUGCAUUUUAAGGACAUUACCACGUACUGCGGCACUCUAAGCGCUGAACAUCGGAAAGUUGUUGGAGAUACCACGCAGUCUCUUUUCAAAAAGCUUGCCUCUUUGGACAAAUAUGACGAAGUACUAAGUAGAGCAACAGCAGCAGUCGAAGACAGAAAGCUGACCACCUCCAGCCACUACAAGAGUGUACUGGAAGUAUGCUCCAGUCCAACGAUCAUGGCGCAGCAACUGAGUUUGAUUGAACUGGAACGCCUGGCGAAUAUCGGACCUGAGGAGUUUGUACAAACGUUCAUUCCCCGCGAUGAAGCCGACUUCAAGUCCACUCUCAGCUACAUCAAGAGGACCAGCAGCUUAGAGGCGUACGUGGAAUGGUUCAACAGGCUUGGUUACCUUGUCGCCACGGAAAUAUGUCUGGGUCAUAACAAGAAAGUCCGGGCAAAGGUGAUUGAUUACUUUAUCGAGGUGGCCACGGAUUGUUACGACAGGGGAAACUUCAAUUCUGCCAUGGCUAUCAUUGCUGGAAUCAAUAUGAGUCCUGUAGCACGCUUAAAGAAAACGUGGUCCAAGGUGAAAAAUCGAAAGUUUGAUCGUCUCGAACGUGAAAUGAAUCCUGCGUCCAAUUUCGCAGCGUACAGGGCGUCCUUUAAGGCUGCGCAUCUCAGAAAGAGCGACAAGAAUGAAUAUGUCAUACCAUUUUUUGGUCUCUUCAUCAAGGACGUGUAUUUCCUUAAUGAAGGCUAUUCCAAUAGACAUAGUAAUGGAUAUAUCAAUUUCGAGAAAUUCUGGCAGCUCUCCAAACUAAUAACGGAUUUCGUAUCAUGGAAAGAAGCGACGUGUAAAUAUGAACGUAACCGAGCAGUACUCAAUUACCUGAUGACGGUCCCUGUGUUCUCGGAAGAUAAUCUAGCGUAUGUGUCGUACGAUCGAGAAGUCCCAGAUACACCUUUCGAAAAAGAAAGACACAAAUCGCUCAAAACGACAGCGAAGCAAGCCGACAAACGGUGACAAAAGCUUGACAGCACUCCAGAACCUUAGUCUUCAGAGCAGUGUUACAAGACGUAGAAAAUCGUACAGGGAAAGCAGACAAAACAGAAGUCGAAAGAUUACAACGUUUUGGACUUUAACGUCAUCAGGGCGGCUGCUAAAACAAAAAAGGGUUUUAGAAGCCGACCUGAAUAAGGAUUGAAAUUAAAGUCCGAAACGUUGGAAUCUUUCGACUUCUGUAUUGUCUGUUGUCUGCUUUCCCUAUACUUUUAUACAUAUUCUCCAGACAUUGCAUUCAAUCGAAUCCAGAGACGUCGCUGUUGAAGGUUUCCACUUUUCCAUUCAAGACGUAAAAAAUCCAAAUGUUUCCCUGUUUAUUAACGGAUAGUUCAUCUGCACUACCCUGCUAGCGGGGUUCGUAGCAGCUUACCACUAACAAAACGAGGACACAAACAAACAAGAACGCAAAAGAACAUAAACGCGACCUGGAUAUUUGAGUGUACCUAGCAGGGGUGCAUCUGCGCAUGAUGCUACGGAGGGAUUCGUCUGUUUCGCGGCGUGUUUUUGAACUCCUUCUUUGCUGGUUUCCCGUGGUCUUUGAUACCAGCGAAAACUUAACCAGCCUGCAAAAAAGAAUAACUCGAUGGCUACUAAAUGUCUGUGUAUGAGGCCUUUUGGAGGCGACUGCACUUUUUUUUAUAAGAACGUAUUUUAGAACGCAUGCAUCAGAAAAAUAAGUCGAACUCUCUGCUAUCUAACCCAACAAUGCGUUGGGUUAGAUAGCAGAAAAUCCGACUUAUUUUUCUGAUGCGUUCUAAAAUGCAGACGUUCUAAUAAAAAGUAGAGUGUUCUCAGACUUCCCUGAUAUUUCACAACUGCCUGAUUUGGAGCAUUGCAUUCACAAACUGUCAUCAAAUAGACCGGUUUCAUAUGCCUCUUUUAAUAUUUAUUUGGAACAGCGAUACCUGACUACAGCACCAACAAGCGGCCGAACACCAAGAAUACUUUUAUAAAGCCUUAUACUUUCAUGUUAAUUUAUUUGAGUGUCAUAAAAAAAAAACCCGCAUGAUUGUAAAAAUUCAAUAAAGACACUCACUCGGCUGCUGUUUAGUAUUGAAAGGUUUUAUAUGUUGACUUUGUGCAGUCUCUUAUUUCUGUGAAUUUUUUUUUAAGAGUUCGGUAAGCCAAAACAGGGAGAUUCCUGGCCAAAGAUAAUACUGUUAUAGUUGUUCAAUGAUUAGAAAUGUCACUAUAUAAAUUUUCUCUCAUGGAAUCGAUUUUUUUAAAUAAACCCAAUGCACGAAA